Messenger RNA from Phycomyces blakesleeanus NRRL 1555(-), 1941 nucleotides. RefSeq lists its product as hypothetical. NCBI's taxonomy places the organism in Eukaryota, Fungi, Mucoromycota, Mucoromycetes, Mucorales, Phycomycetaceae. The transcript has a single exon. The record is from RefSeq and is a predicted model, not a curated record. The coding region runs from base 1 to 1941 and encodes 646 amino acids. Gene Ontology annotation, molecular function: protein binding.
AUGUCUCAAUUCACAAUCCCAUUCGAGAUAUUUGAAGUCAUUGCAGGAUUCCUUGAUCUCAAAGAUAAAAUUCAAUGUGCAUUAGUCUGCAAGCAAUGGCUACCACAAUUUACAGAAUUCAUUUGGAAGGAAAUAAAGAUAUCUAGUCAGAGAAAGCUGGCAACCAUUUGCGAUUUAUCAAACCCCAAAAACAAAGUAUAUAUUACAAACGGUCACCAUGUUCACAUACUAGAGCUACAAGUCUGUGUUGAUGCAACGGAUAUUCAGCUCUAUGCUUUGCAAAAAUGCUUCCCGAACAUACGUCGUCUGGUCCUUGAAUAUGAAGCAUUUAUUGGAGAAGAUUUUGGAAAAUAUACGAAUUGGAGUUUAUGGAGGUCUUUAACAGAGAUGAGUUUGAACCUGGAUACCGUCGAUAUUUUUAUUGCAGACCUGGAGUUCCAAAAGAUACUUGCUUGUGUCCCUCAUCUUACAUGGCUAAAAAUUGUACAGAAUAAAGCCGGGGAUGUCAAGAGUGUUAAUCCAGAAUGUCUUGAAAUACUGCACAAGUAUUUACAAAAGCUGAAAUAUCUUAGUCUCGACCUAGAAUUUGAGGAUAUUGCAGACGCAAGCCUUGGCUUUAAUCCAAAGCUGACUCCUAUCACAAGCUUACAGACACUAAUAACCCCAAUAUGCGCCAUGGAAUAUCGGUGGAUGUAUUAUUUUGCUACAAAGUAUCCAAAUUUACGCACUAUAAAAACAAAUUCUAGUGGCCCAACCCGUCAGUUUCGUAUGAGCCCCGUACAUUUGCCAGCUAUUUCAACAUCGCAGGAUCUAUUUAAGCAACUGACAAGCCUUGAUAUAAGCAUUUCAAACGGCUCAAUCUUUUAUCUCGCAUAUUGGACCCGCGUGUUUUCUCUUGGCAUACCAUUAAAGCAUAUAGAGCUUAAUGUCACUGAAGUGGGCACAAACGAUCCGCCUUUUGCAGAGAAUAUUAUAAAGCAAUGCAUAAAUUCGUACGGAAAACUCCUUGAGUCGCUUAUAGUCAAUGUUUACGGACUACACUCUAAAUAUUGGGAUGUUUUAGCAGUAUUAGAUUCAUAUCCACAUCUGGUGUCUUUAACUCUUCGCACAAGGCACACAAUAAUACCUCUUGAUACUGUUUUGGAUUGCUAUAGUGGAUUGAAGAGACUACUUAUCGAUUCGUAUCAACUUACCACUGACGAAAGUUUAGCAGAAAUCGUAAAACCGCACGGACUCCGUAUUCUAGGAAUCAAAAACUCGCAUUUUUACUAUAAUAUUCUCUGUUAUAUCUCCGGACGCUGCAAAAAUAUUAACUACAUGAGCAUGAGUUUUGUACAUAUAACUGGACCCGUUUCUCCAAAGACAGGAAAUCUUUAUAUCGAUAUGUCACACACACACCUUAAAGCGUUUGUUCACUCAAACGUUCGAUACAAUGUAUCAGACGCUGUCGAGAGUGUAGAGAACAGCAUUAACUUUAUACACCUAAAUGCAAGUAGUACAUAUCCAAACCGCAGAGAAAAUACAAAAACUACCCCAGUUCUAAAGUCACUACCGUGGUACAAAAAAAUCGCUCUUUACCCUCGCUACAAUAAUCCGUUUACUUCAAAAAGUCAUUCGAAGGUUGAAUCUGAUGCUAUUUGGUUUUAUUCAUCGUAUCUAAGUAAUUGGAACGGUGUAAUGGGAGAUUUCACGUGGCAGCUUGAACAAAUGGAGAUUGAAACAGCUCUACAAUACUUUGAAAACUUUUCUCUAAGGAAGAUACCUGUAAAUCGCGGAUUUGGGAAUUCAGAAAAUAUCAAUGACUUGAGAGAAAGAUGGAAGAUAGACCUUUACCGUGGAUAUGUUACAUUGAAGCUUGGAUCUGUUAUUCAUUAUUCAUUUCCUUUUGAAUUAGGCGCCAUUGAUUAUAAUUGGGAUGAGGAAUACAAUGCGUUGAUAUAA